Dendrobium catenatum is the source of this 2337-nucleotide messenger RNA. Its product is annotated as probable transcriptional regulator SLK2. Gene Ontology annotation, biological process: positive regulation of transcription by RNA polymerase II; negative regulation of transcription by RNA polymerase II. The transcript has a single exon. Gene Ontology annotation, cellular component: transcription regulator complex; nucleus. Lineage: Eukaryota; Viridiplantae; Streptophyta; Magnoliopsida; Asparagales; Orchidaceae. The record is from RefSeq and is a predicted model, not a curated record. Bases 1 to 2337 code for a protein of 778 amino acids.
AUGAGCAGGCCGGCAACCAUACCGUCCCCGUCGCUCAUCUGCUCCACCAAAACACAGGUGCUACCAAACCUACUUCCGCCUGUAGAUUCGCCUGCAAACAAUCACUCCAUCGCCGAUUUCAACUCCGUCGUCAUUCCCAUACCCAACAUUCAACAUGAGCCCACUUCUACCACGCCGCCGUUGCUGCCCACACACAUAAAAUCUGUUGUUGCUGAGGACAUUCACAAUCCCGCCGUAACCGCUCCUCUGGUGCUGUCCGAUCAUACAGAGCAUCCACUCCAGGCGCUGGUGACCGACGCCGUCCUUCAUUCCGUUUCAACAUCGUCCAUGGGCUCUGUGGAUGUCGAUGGAGAAAACGAACCCGCGCCUAUCGUGUCAGCUGGAUCCGCGAUCAUGGCAGGAGACGGAGAAGAUUUUCUUUCAGCUAGAGCAUCACCUUCCGAAGGCUCGUCCGAACCUUCAUCUUCCUCAACUGUGGCCACAACCGCUUAUUCCAAGCACCGAUCAAAUAGUGACCACGAUGGAGAUCGAGACCGCAAUCCCACGCAGGGCUUCCAGCUCGUUUCCGCACCUGGCUUCCAGCUCGUUUGCGAGCAGAUUAGCAUGGCCGGACAAGCUGGAGUGGUAAACGUGAAGCCAACUGCGUCAAUGAAAGUAAAAAAAGACAGCACCGACAACUACAUCACUUCCGCUGACCUGAAUCAUAGAGUCCUCAAUAGUGCUGCAAACUCAUCUGGGGCCAGUAUGGGGGCAAGCUCUCUUGUCACAGAUGCCAAUUCCUCCCUCUCUGGUGGGCCACAGUUGCAGAAGAGCUCCAGCAUAAACAAUGAGUCGUAUACACAUCUUCCAGCAUCACCACUGUCCUUCUCUUCCAACAACAUCUCCUGCUCCUCGGUCAUGGAUGGUUCAUCCAUUGUUCAACAAAUUCCUCAGCAAGAACAUAUGGUAAAGCAAGGUAAUUCCAGCAAUAUAUCACAGUCAAUAAUGCAUGAAUCUGGAAUGAUGCCUGCUGAGAAGAGGCCGAGGAUGGACAUGAGGCAGCAGAGCCCUCAAAUUCAGGCCAUAAUACAUCAGCAGAGGUUAGCUCAGGCUGCACAACAGCAGCAGCAACAACAAAUUUUGCAGUCGCAAUUGCAGCGAAUCCAGGUGCACCAACAAACCCAACAGCCUAGGCCGAACCCUGUGCAGCUAGUAUCUCCUGCAAGACGUCCCACUUAUAGUGGUUUGUGUGCUUGGAGGCUGAUGCAAUAUAUGUACCACCAAAGUCAUCGACCUCCUGACAAUUCUACAACUUACUGGAGAAAAUUUGUUGUGGAAUACUUUGCACCCAAAGCAAAGAAAAGAUGGUGUUUAUCAUUGUAUAAUGGUGUUGGCAGUCAUCCUUUAGGCACUUUUCCUCAAGCUUCUAUGGAUGCAUGGCAAUGUGGCAUAUGUGGUUCUAAAUCUGGAAAAGGCUUUGAGGCCACUUAUGAAGUUCUUCCUAGGCUCAAUCAAAUCAAAUUUGAUCACGAGGUUAUCGAUGAGCUUUUAUAUCUUGAGAUGCCUCGUGAAGGUCGACUUCCAUCCGGAAUGAUGGUUUUGGAGUAUGAAAAAGCUGUUCAAGAGAGUGUCUAUGAGCAAAUACGGGUUGUGCGUGAAGGCCAACUUCGAAUAAUUUUCAUUCCUGAUUUGAAGAUCUUGUGUUGGGAGUUCUGUGCUCGACGCCAUGAAGAACUUUUCCCUCGUAGAAUGAUGGCACAUCAAGUGAACCAGUUACUGCAUGUUGCACAGAAAUAUCAAGCUGCUGUAAAUGAAAGUGGUACUUCAGGGCUUUCUGUUCAAGAUAUGCAGGCCAGUUGCAACAUGUUUGUGGCGGUAGGCUGGCAACUUGCAAGAAAUCUUGAACUGCAAUCACUAAAUGAUCUAGGCUUUUCCAAAAGAUAUGUUAGAUGUUUGCAGAUAUCCGAAGUUGUUAAUAGCAUGGGGAGCACUCCAUUUGCAAAGAUGUUUACAGGUGGAAUGGUUGAAGAAAUGUGUAAGAGUAAAAUUUCAAUGCAUUUUGAUUAUUGCACUACUGCGAGUACCGACUUUGUUCAGUUAGAUGAGCUUGAUCUCAAUGAGGGCAGUAAUCUCUGUGAGAUAAUGGGUAGCAAAUCCAACGAAGUUGAUGACAGUAAUGGUGUAGAGAACAAUCAUCACUUGGAUUGGUGGAAGCCUCUUCAUGUGGUAAUUUCAAAGUCUGCAUUCAAAGUCUUCGAUCCCGGAAUUUGUUGCCACCCUACCUCCCUUCUAAUUAUCGAGCCUCGAACGGAGUCGAGCCUUUUUACGCAAUGGGAGAAUGAUGUGGGAACAUUUUAG